Molecule: messenger RNA, 6415 nt
Organism: Diatraea saccharalis (sugarcane borer)
Lineage: Eukaryota; Metazoa; Arthropoda; Insecta; Lepidoptera; Crambidae
Source: the annotation of a GenBank genome assembly
AUGUUGCUAGCACUGACGCCAUUCAACGCGCACAUGCGCAGAACGACAGGUGGUCGGCGACUCGAGCCAGCCGUCUCGACCAAACCUAUCGACUUCUCAUGCUCAUCAUCAGCCGCUUUCGUGCUCAAGCCAGAACGAUGUGCAGUGCUUUGUGUUGAAGUGCUCGUGGUGACAUGGCGUCUCUUUUUUAAUAUUGUGGAUGGUGUAAUACGUUCCAAAUUGUGUUUAUUUACGAUGAGUGUGAAUUAUGAUCGUGUUUGUAGACUGUGCUUGUCAUCUCGAGGCGAAUUAGUGCCUAUUUUUCCUACCACCAGUUCGGAUGAUUCUGAACCUCCCGUUCUUGCGUCGAAAAUAAAGGAUUGUGUGUCUGUACAGAUAAGCGAGAAUGACGACCUGCCAACGAAUGUCUGCAGGAAAUGUAUGGAUAAUGUCAAUAACUGGCACAUAUUCAAGACAGUAUGUGAAAGGACACAAAAUAAACUAGAGCUACUGAUAAAAAAAGAUGGAAGCCAACUAGAAGAGAUAAAAAUAAAGAGUGAACCUUUAUCUGAUGGAGCAUAUGAUGAUGGUGUGGUCAUUGAUGGCUCAUACCCAGAUAAUGAAAUUGCUGCAGGGUCAGCUAAAGUGCAGCCAGAAGGCCCUCCAAUCUUGGCGUCACUGGGCCUUACUCCAAGGAGUGAUAAGGGAGUCGAGACUGAGAAGGACGAGGAUGAAGAUGAAGAAGAGGAGGAAGACGAAGAAGCUUCAGCUAAAAAACAUGAAAAGGCUCCACGGAUGCCUGAAGUAUCUAUAACUGUUAUGCGAUCGUCUGGCGAAACACUGCAUGCCCGCCAAGGUAUUCAACAACUCGCCUCUAAAGAUUGUCUUGUAUGCGGUCGAUCUUAUAGGUAUUCUCACAAUGCUAGACGACAUGAGCUAACCGCUCAUAGUUUUGAUAGGUAUACGAAUAAAAUUACACACAAAAAGCAACCUUCGCGUUUCGCACAGCCAAAAUUAAGGCCAAAUCCUUUCAAUCCAAAGGCGAUUAAAAUGCAACUUAUUUCUAAACCUAUGCCUAUGUCGAAUAAAAUGAUUCCACACAAACACGUGGCACCUCCGAAACCUGUUUUAGUCAAAUCUACUAAAGGGGCACAGAACAAUCUGCCUUAUCCAUUGCGCAUUAAAGCUUUGAAGGAUUUGCAAAUUAAGAAAAAAGAGCCUCAAAUUUUGAAGACUCUUUUGACAUCGAAACCGGAGGUUGUCGUAACUGAACCAGAAAUCAUACAUUCAGGACCGGAAAGCCCGGAAACUUUAAUAUCUGAACCAGAAAUUGCUUCUUUCCAAGUUGAAGCAAUGUUGUCAGAGCCAGAUGGCUAUGAUAAGCAGACAGAAGGUUAUGAUACUCAACAAGAGUCUUACGAACAUCAGAACGAUGGAUAUGAACAACAAAUUGAUGGUUACGAUCAACAGGGCGGCGAAGAAGGAGAAGAGGGCGAUGGCAAUAAUCAAAACCAAAAUUAUGACACUGUUGAUAUGGAAUCUGACAAUGAAAUUGAAAUUGCGAGAGAACAAGAAAACGAAGUUGACGAAGAGGACCAAAAUAUGGAAAUGGAAAAUAACCAGAAUGAGGAAGAAAAUAAUGCAGACGCUGCACAUAGUGACGAUGAAAGGAUUAACACAGAGGAUAAUGAGGAAAACGUUGGUUCUGGAUCGCCGUCCAAUGGCGAGUACAAAGCUGAAGAGAAUUACGAAGAAGCUGAUGACAGAAAUGAAAAUGAUGAAAGAGAAAUUGAAGAACAUGAAAAUCACGACGAGAAUGCCGAAGAGGACGACGAAGAUCUUCCUCCAAUGGAAAUAGCGCCAGUCGUGGAAAUCAAUGAGGAUAUGCAAACCAACUCGUAUAACAGUGAGCAGAAUGAAGAAGAAGAGGAAGAGGAACUGGAAGAAACCACAGAACUGAACGACACCACAGACGGUGUCGAGGGGAUCAAAGAGAUCGAUCCGGAUAAGUUGUAUGUGACAAAGACGCAGCGCGAUUUCAUUAUGAAAUAUCGAGACGUAAUCGAACAGAUAAAUACAAAACGAUGCCUGUGCUGCGACAGAGAACAUCCUCGCAGAAAAGCUGUUAUACAACAUUUACAAAAAAAUGGCCAUAAAGUGCCGAAACAUACGUGCUAUAAUUGUGUUGUUACUUUUGGUCAUAUUGGUGCACUUUUGAGUCACAUGAGAUCCAACUCGUGCACAAAUCUCUGGAAAAUUAUUUAUAACGAAAAUGGAAUUACCGAUGACUUAGUUUUAGAAGAUCCUAAAGACAAUAAAGUUCAAUAUAAAGAUAUCUUCAAUGCAAGGUCCUAUGCUUGUAAACUCUGCCCAGCGAAGUUCCAGUUGAAACAAUUUAUUAUGAAACACGUGUUGGACGUUCACGAAGAUGGCCAAUCUCGGGUGCCACUCGUCUGUGUUCACUGUGGAGCUAGAUAUAAAGAUAAAAGUUUAAUCAAGAAGCACAUUCGCAACGGCGAAUGUACUGUCUACAUCGCUUGUGAUUUAUGUACAGAGAAGUUUGUAAGUAUGCAAGAUUUUAACGACCAUGCCCUGGGCGUUCAUGCCGGCAGUUUCGAUCAAUCUGAUAAUCAGAAUAAGUGUGUCGACGGACGGCCGACAGAUUGUCCAAUAUGUGGCAAGAAGAACAGUAGUUAUCCGAAUUUGGUAAAACAUUUAAAGGCUAUACACAACGAAGAGAAACCCCAUUAUUGUCAACAUUGCGACGUCAAAUUUGAACAAGCUGCUGAUCUUAACAAGCACAUUUAUAUGGAACACUCAGAUAGAAGUUUGGGUGUGCAGAACAAUGAACCGGACAUGUCUCUUGUUAAAGAGGAAGCCGAAGAAUACCAUUAUUCGUGUACAGAAUGUAAUGCUAUAUUCGAAACUGUCGAUGCAUGGACUGAUCAUCAGGUUGCGGAACACAAUCAGGUCGCACAUCACUGUGAUCAGUGCGACAAGAAAUUCUUAAGACCUUCUGAGCUUGCCGAGCAUAAGAACACCCAUCUGCGUGUGAAGUUUUAUCCUUGCAGCGUUUGUACAAACUCAUACAGUACGCCGCAAAAGUUAUCUGAACACGUUCAGAAUGCGCACCCUGGAGUUGGUCAAUACGCAUCCAUGGAGUCUGAAUUCUAUUGUGAUAUAUGUAUUAGAUCAUUCAAGAGUCGCCAAGCAUACUCCAAUCAUAUGCGCAUACAUGCUAAAGUACCAACUACAAAUAGAAAACCUGGAGAUGCUAAAGGAUUUGCACCACAAAUAAUCGGAAAGCCUAUUAAACUAGCGGUCCAACAGCAUCCAUCUAACUUUGUGUAUAAACCAAAUUGCAAUGUUCCUAACGCUCCUUAUUCUUGUGAUAUAUGUGGUAAAGGUUUCAUGCAUAAAAAGAAUAUUUGGAAACAUAAGAAGGUACUUCACGCUGACCUCGUUAAUGAUAGAAAUGAUAGCGAAGAAAACACAAUGCACGCAUCUACAGAAGAAGACGAGUAUCACAACCCCGAUGAAAACGGAGCUUUGCUGUCAACACCGCAAUUUAAUAGUUUCAAUUUCACUAAUUUCAAUAAUGCGCAACAGUCACAAGACCCGAUGCCGUUCUCGUGUGAACUUUGUUUCAAAAGAUUUCCGCUUAGAACUAGUUUGUGGAAGCAUAAACGUGCAAAACACGGCAUCAUUAACGUUAACGCUAGUGGCAAUGACACUCAAGUACAAGUGACACCCAGUGAAGCCGGUAAUAGAUCCAGUUGUACGAUUUGUAGGAUUACCUUUUCCGACAAGAAGUCUUACUAUCGCCAUAGAAAGAAUGUCCAUAAAUCAACUACACAAAUGUGCAAAAUAUGUGGAAAGCCAUUAAACUCGACAUUAGAGUUGUACGAACAUUUAAAGGCUGCUCAUGCCCGUGAGUUGUUAGGGUUCGACACGAGCCAGGGAUCUAGUAAAAUGUCUGAUGUGAAAGAAGAAAUAGAUAUGGAUUACGAAAAUGAUCAAGACUCAGCGGACCCUAGCGUGGAGUAUCAAGCUCGAUACCCGUGCGACACGUGUGGUAAACAAUUUGUGGGUUUACUAGCGUUACAAAAUCACCAGUGCAUAAAUCAAAUCCCAUCACAGCCGCAAACUUUCGACUGUGAAAUAUGUCACAAGAGUUACACAUCUAUAGCAGCGUUGAAAAGUCACCGCGGUUGGCAUUUACGAUCGCCGGAUGGAAAAGCGGCCGCAAAUAACACUGGACUUUGGAUGCCUCAGCACAAAGUGACGAGUAAAGUUAGCAAACACGAAGUCGUUGACCCCGUGCAAUUAGCGCGUGUACAACACGUGGCUCCGGUGGCUACAGUCGCGAAGAGGAGGCUUCCACCUGAAGUGGAAGUUACCGUCGUGAAUCCCAAUAAAAAACUGCGUUCAGACGACUCCGUCGAAAUGGAGCAGUCAGGCUCGAUCGAGGAUAGAUACUGCACGAUUUGUGACAAAGAAUUCACGAAGCGUGCCGCUUACCAACGCCACAUGGACGAAGUGCAUCAGCCGAACUCUGUAUUUUGUCCAGUGUGUGAUAAAAGCUUUACACGAAAAUCGACUUUGCUGGUUCACAUGAAGAAGCAUUACGAGGGCGGGGAGGGUAGUUCCUCGGGCAUUGCUCAGGUGGAAGACGAAACUUACGCAUGCGACGUGUGCGGAGCUCAGUACGACAACGAUAAAGCGUUACAGAACCAUAGAGCCAGGCAUCACGGCGAAGAAUCAGGUGAUUCUGAAGAUGAUGGUGCCGUAGCGGUUCCUCAGCCCGGUGAAUUCACUUGCGCUCAAUGCGGAGACGGUGUUGCCACACCUAGAGAUCUUAUCGCCCACCGUUCCAUGCACUCGACACCCACCAAAUUCUUCUGCAAUAUAUGCAAAGUUUAUUUCGCUAGAGCUUUAGAUUUGUCCUCGCACACGCGCGCGAGGCACGCCGACAACGAGAAAGUGUUUUUCCCGUGUGCCAUGUGUGAACGUUUCUAUAUGAACAAGAAAAGUUUACAACGGCACAUUGAAAUGGCCCAUUGAUUUGAACGUUGAGCAUCGAGCGGUAUUGAGAAUUUACACGAAGCCGAGCUUCUGUAAUUUCUUAAUGUAUAGUACGCGGUACAUCCCGCUAUUGGUGCACCGUUUUGUACACUGUAAAUACGCCUUUGUAUUGAGACGGUUCUUGAUACUACGGAAGAAAUUAUACUGAUUAUUUUAUUGUCAUUCCUUUGCUAUCGUCCUUGGCAUUAUCUACACUUAAUAUGUUUCGUUUCAAUUUUCUUAUAUGAUUAAGUCUGCUCACUUACUGUUUUAUUUAUUAUAUCUAUAUAUGUGAAUAUGAAGACUUGAUUUUUCUUUGUAACGGCUUGUGAGAAUUUACAAUGAAUGGUUUUAAAUGUAGAUUUUAUGUAGUACUUACUUUGAAUUUUAGCAAGUUAAAAAUGUCUCUUUUAAUUUCUGUAUGGGAAUCAUGGGCCAAAAUUUUAAAAGUAUAGUCAAAAUCAGUCAUAACCCGUAUCGAUUUAUUUAAGGAUCAAUUUUUAUUGUAUUGUUCAGAUUUAAAUAUCUAUUUCAUGACGGGGUAAUUCUUGAUCGUGGACGUUUAUUUUAUUUUAAAUAAUAAUGUCUUACUUUUAUUAUGUAAAUAUCUUAUUGCGUUUAUGUAAUUUAGGGACUAGAUUAGUUACUGAAUUUGAAAUACAAAAAUGGUCAUUUAAGUUUUUACAAUGUACUGAUUAUUUUUAGUAAUUACAAAGUGUAUAUUUUAUACUAAAGUAAUUUAACCACUAAGGACAUAUCUCCUCAUCUAUGGUGGGAUAGUACUUUGAUAUAAAAAUGAAUUAAGUCUAUUAUCUGUUUGUGAAGGCCUAAGAGUAAUAUUUUGUAUAUUAAAGAAAAAUAAAAUUUAUAUUUUUCAAAUCAUAAGUUACAUCUUCACACAUAGAAAAACAAUACCAUUUUUGCUGUUAUGUUUUACCUGUACUAAUUAAAACAAUGAUCAGUGCCAAAAAGUUUUUUCUUGACUAUAGUACCUAUCAUAGAUAUAAUUAAAACAAGAAAUAGUAAUAAAUAUGUUCCUGUAAAGUAAGCCAUAUCACAAAGUAAACUAUUAUUUAACUCUGUUGCAUUUAUAUGUAAUAGUUUACAACAGAUUAUUAAUCAAAAUUAUAAAAAUUUUGCCUGUUUUGCUUGAAAUACGCAUGAUUGUACAUCAUUAAUUGCUUGAAAGCAAAUACGCGAUAAAGUCUAGUUUGAUGCUGUGCAGGCGUCUUGAAAUUAGAGGCGUGAUGUAUCCAUAAGUAUCCGGUUUGAAAGAGAUGGAAGAUUGUGAUGCCUUACGUGACUCUUAUGUAGCUAGCGCAGAAAUUGAGCAUAGCAGAACGAUUUGACGGAUUGUAUACAUAUCUAAAGU